AUGCAUGGCCACCUUACGCCCCCAAAGCCUGGCGAAGAGCUAAACGUCACAUUCGUCGAUAAGGAAGGGGAAGAGCAUAAUUUUCAAGUGGCUCACGGGGACAAUUUGCUGGAUAUCGCGCAGUCAGAGGAGCUGGAGAUGGAAGGGGCCUGCGGCGGAUCAUGUGCCUGCUCAACCUGUCAUGUCAUUGUCGAAUCCGACGAAAUGUAUGAGAAGAUGGACGAACCAGACGACGAUGAGAACGAUAUGCUGGACCUGGCAUUUGGAUUGACGGAAACAUCAAGGUUAGGAUGUCAGGUCAAGAUGAACAAGGCUUUAAAUGGUCUGCGGGUGAAGUUGCCGAGCAUGACGCGGAAUCUACAAGCCAGCGAUUUUAGCGGAGCGAAGAAAUCAUGA
This is a messenger RNA of Letharia columbiana, 396 nucleotides long. RefSeq lists its product as uncharacterized. Gene Ontology annotation, molecular function: 2 iron, 2 sulfur cluster binding. Gene Ontology annotation, cellular component: mitochondrion. The transcript is spliced from 3 exons. NCBI's taxonomy places the organism in Eukaryota, Fungi, Ascomycota, Lecanoromycetes, Lecanorales, Parmeliaceae. The record is from RefSeq and is a predicted model, not a curated record. Gene Ontology annotation, biological process: positive regulation of oxidoreductase activity; P450-containing electron transport chain. The coding region runs from base 1 to 396 and encodes 131 amino acids.